Messenger RNA from Nerophis lumbriciformis (worm pipefish), 1427 nucleotides. RefSeq names its product diphthamide biosynthesis 7 (gene dph7). NCBI's taxonomy places the organism in Eukaryota, Metazoa, Chordata, Actinopteri, Syngnathiformes, Syngnathidae. Gene Ontology annotation, molecular function: diphthine methylesterase activity; protein binding. Gene Ontology annotation, biological process: protein histidyl modification to diphthamide. Gene Ontology annotation, cellular component: cytoplasm. The record is from RefSeq and is a predicted model, not a curated record.
UGGCGGUAUUGUUGCAAACACGUGGGAUUUCAGCACAGCAGCUAUAAAACAAGAAGGUCUGCAAAUCCAACCAGGUGAGAGAGAGAGGAUGCAGAGAGGAUCAGGAAUUCGUACUUUGCAAGUUUUGGACACGGAGUUCAACGCUGACACAGUAGAAUGGUGUCCUGUGUACUCCUACCACCACAUCCUGGCUUGUGGUACCUACCACCUUCUACCGCAAGAAGAAGAAGAUGUUCCUCCAAGUAGAAAAGGUCGUUUGUAUCUUUGGAGAUAUCAACAAGAAGCAAAGACUUCUCACCUCACUGAGAUCCAGACCAUCGACAUGUCUGCUAUUCUUGAUAUCAAAUGGUGUCAUGUGGCGGUGUCAGGAAAGGUGCUGAUGGGUCUGGCAGCUUCUAAUGGAGAACUACAAGUACACACACUGUCACCUGAACAGGAAGGCAGUGUGAGUCUACAGGUGAUCAACAACAAGAAGGUGUCAGAAGGACUUGUUUUGUCGUUAGAUUGGUCCACUGGAAGGAUGGACAGCAGUGACGUGAAGGUUGUGUGCAGCGACUCAACAGGAAGUGUCAGCGUCUUUUCUUUGCACCAAACUCACCUUUCACCCGUGACUCACCUGAGAGCUCACGACUAUGAAGCUUGGAUCUCCGCCUUCUCCUACUGGGACACACACCUGGUGUACUCAGGCGGUGAUGAUUGUAAACUUAAAGGCUGGGAUCUCAGAAUGGAUUCUUCCACACCCACAUUCACCAGUAAAAGGCAUUCUAUGGGCGUGUGCAGCAUUCACAGCAACCCCCAUCGAGAACACAUCCUUGCUACUGGCAGCUACGAUGAGAAAGUACUGCUGUGGGACGGUCGAAAUAUGCGAGCUCCUGUGAGUGAGAGCACUUUGGGAGGAGGAGUGUGGAGGUUGAAGUGGCAUCCUUCUCACCACCAUCUUCUCCUGGCAGCCUGCAUGCACAAUCAUAUACAUGUUCUCAAUACUCAACAUAGCACAGAGGCGGCUGGGGGAGCGUGUCCAGUGGUGGCGUCGUACGUCCUGCACAACUCCUUGGCUUACGGAGCCGACUGGUCUCAGCUUCCUGUGGGGGAACCUGCUCCUCCCGCCCCUUCCCCCACGCCGUCGAAGCCGGCAGACGGUCACCUGAAGAUCCAGUACGAGUCUCCCACCGGCAGCCUGGACACCUGCCUGGAGGACCACAGUGGACGUUACGUCCCAGAAGACCUUGGAGCAGCUGCCAGUGCAGGAGAGGGUGUCGGUCGCCAUGGCGACACAUCUUCUUUUCUGCUCGCCAGCUGCUCCUUCUACGACCACGUUCUCCACCUGUGGAGGUGGGACUACCUGGCAGACGGUACGUGUUGACCUCACCUUCUUCUCACAUGGUCCACACUUUCCUGUCUUUGUCAAAUAAAUAUCCUUUUUAUCA